Molecule: messenger RNA, 3099 nt
Organism: Gavialis gangeticus (Gharial)
Lineage: Eukaryota; Metazoa; Chordata; Crocodylia; Gavialidae
Gene: IPP
Product: intracisternal A particle-promoted polypeptide
Exons: 8
Coding region: 28-1776 (582 amino acids)
Molecular function (GO): actin binding
Source: RefSeq, a predicted model, not a curated record
UGAGGAUGCGCGGCUGCCCCCCCCGCCAUGGCUUGUGCGCGGGCUGGCCCCGGCCCUGGCCCCUUGGGCGCAGACCAGCAUGCGCGGCUGCUGCUGGCGCAGAUGGACAGGAUGCGCCGCACCCAGGACCUCUGCGACGUGCAGCUGCUGGUGGGCAACAAGGCCUUCGGGGUCCACCGCCUGGUGCUGGCGGCCGGCAGCCCCUACUUCGCCGCCCUCUUCACCGGGGGGAUGAAGGAGGCCUCCAAGGAGGUGGUGCAGAUCCGGGGCAUUGAGGCUGGCGCCUUCCAGCUGCUCCUGGAUUUUAUUUACACAGGAAUAGUGAACAUUAAUGAAAAUAAUGUUCAGGAGCUGAUAAUAGCAGCAGACAUGCUUCAGCUGACUGAGGUUGUGGAUCUUUGCUGUGAAUUUCUAAAGGGACAAAUUGAGCCCCUGAACUGUAUCGGACUCUUUCAGUUCUCUGAGCAUAUCGCCUGCCAUGACCUCAUGGAAUUCACUGAGAAUUACAUCCAUGCUCACUUCCUGGAAGUUCUGAGUGGUGAGGAAUUUCUGGCUUUAACAAAGGAGCAACUUACUAAGAUCUUACGAAGCGAGGAGCUUAGCAUAGAGGAUGAGUACCAGGUUUUUGCAGCUGCAAUGCAGUGGAUUUUGAAGGACCUGGGAAAAAGAAAGAAACAUGUGGUAGAAGUGCUGGAGCCGGUUCGAUUCCCUCUGUUACCACCACAAAGACUCUUAAAAUACAUUGAAGGAGUUCCAGAUUUCAGCCUCCGGGUGGCUCUGCAGACCCUGUUGAAAGAAUAUUGUGAAGCCUCUAAGUCUCCUAAAGAGAACAAGGUCAGCAGUUUUCUGCAAACUUCUAAAGCUCGUCCCCGGAGGAAAGCCAGGAAGUACCUUUAUGCAGUAGGUGGAUAUACACGAUUGCAGGGGGGGCGUUGGAGCGAUGGCAGAGCCCUCAGUUGUGUGGAGCGUUUUGACACAUUCAGUCAGUACUGGACCACUGUGUCCUCCCUGCACCACGCUCGGAGUGGGCUUGGAGUAGCAGUUGUAGGUGGAAUGGUCUAUGCUAUUGGAGGUGAAAAGGACUCAAUGAUUUUUGACUGUACUGAGUGCUAUGAUCCUGUAUCUAAGCAAUGGACAACAGUAGCCUCCAUGAACCAUCCUCGGUGUGGACUUGGAGUGUGUGCAUGUUAUGGUGCUAUAUAUGCUUUGGGAGGAUGGGUUGGAGCUGAGGUUGGCAACACAAUUGAACGAUUUGACCCAGAAGAAAAUAUCUGGGAGGUGGUGGGCAGCAUGCCUGUGCCACGCUACUAUUUCGGGUGUUGUGAAGUGCAAGGUCGAAUAUAUGUUGUUGGGGGCAUCAGCAAUGAAGUAGAACUGUGUUCUGUUGAAGUCUAUGAUCCGAGAUCCAAACGCUGGUCUGAGCUUCCUCCAAUGGGCACCCGAAGAGCAUACCUUGGUGUAGCUGCCCUCAAUGACAGCAUCUAUUCUGUUGGAGGGUGGAAUGAGACUCAAGAAGCACUUGCUACUGUGGAAAGAUAUUCCUUUGAAGAGGAGAAGUGGGUUGAAGUUGCAUCAAUGAAGGUGCCAAGAGCUGGAGUGUGCGUGGUAGCUGUAAACGGACUUCUGUAUGCCAUAGGAGGCCGAGCUUCCAGUCAUGAUUUUGCUGCCCCAGUAACCUCUGACACCGUGGAAGUUUAUAACCCUCAUCUGGAUGCUUGGACUGAAAUAGCCAACAUGAUCACCAGCCGCUGCGAAGGAGGCGUGGCAGUGCUCUGAAAUAAUAGGUGGUGUUUGGGGAACUUGCAGAGGAAGGAGGAACAUCUGGCUCUUCUGAGAAGAGGCUUCAUGUUUCUUUGCCCAGGGCCUCACCUACCACCGAGUACUUUUGUGGAAUGGAUGGAAGAGCAAAUCUCAAUUGGGUUGUAGGGCUGCUUCUUGGCAAAAAGGGAUUAAUUUCCCUCAAGAUUAAAACCAGUCAGUCCAUAGACUGUUUCAUGAAAUACAAUCUAGAGAGAAAUGACUAAAAUAAGCUAGCUAAGCGUGGAACUGUUUGGCAAAGCAGUCCCACCCCCAAGAUGAUCUUUCCUCCUGGGAUAACAUUGGUGGGGUAGUCCAAUGCUGUGGUGUCCCUGUGAUGUGGCAAAGCUAGAACCAUGCAUAGCUCUUGAAGCCUAGAUUCCUUUUAAGCAGCAAGGUUUUACCUGAAGCAAAGAGCAGCUUAGCCAUUCCCUUACUACUAAAGUGAUGGCAGAGAAAGUACCAGGAAGAGCUAAUGGGAAAGGUCUUUCACUGCUGAAUAUGCAAACUAAAAAUCAACUGGAGGUGAAUUUUACUGUGCUAGACUUUCUGGACAAAGGAUGUGGUGGUAGGUGACUGCCAAUUCUACUUCUUCAUUUGUCCUUCAGUAAAACCCAACAUCCUUUUGUUCCUGCUGUUAUGGAGAGGUAUCACUGAGGCCAUCUUUCCUCUCCUCUAUAUUGCAUCAUGUCCAUACCUUUUGCCUUCAUUUUCCCCUCUUUGCUUAAAGUAUCUACCUACACCCACACAUGGUAGCACAAAUACCCUUCUACAGGCUGCUGUUUUCUUUUCCCACUUCCAAAUGAUGCCUCUAAUUUUGCAACCAUGCCUUUUCCAGGCUGAAGCAGAAAGGGCCCAUGUAAUAGCAGUUGGCUCUGUUCAAUUUUAAAGUAAUAUUACUGGUCUUUUCAUUUCACCAUGAUCUUGAAGGUCCUAUAUUUAGCUUGAAAAAAGCUUUUUAUUAAUUAUAAUAAUACUUAUUUUUUAGCAAACGUAAGUUUGACACCAAAUCCAAACUUAAAUUUUCCUAUUUAAUAAAAAUCCCAGUACUUGAAAUGCCUGUUCAUGCAGUAGUGUUGUAGUAUAUGUGCAUACAUUGGAUAAGUGUCUUGGGACUCAAGUACUGUGUCCCAAAGGAGAGUAUCAGAACUUGCUGUGGACACUGUUUUACAUCACAAAACCACCAUAAAAAGUAUAGCACAACUGGAAGUUGGCAUUUUGUAGAUGGAGGGACAGUCACUGUCUCUAGCCCAUGGACAGCCUGUGCAAUAUAAAUUCAUAACAAUAAAACCCUACACUUGA